This is a messenger RNA of Odocoileus virginianus texanus, 1910 nucleotides long. Lineage: Eukaryota; Metazoa; Chordata; Mammalia; Artiodactyla; Cervidae. The record is from RefSeq and is a predicted model, not a curated record.
UUGGGAAGCCAAAAAUUACGCAGAGUUUCAUGACAUCUGUGAACAGCACCUGUAACGUCACACUGACAUGCUCUGUGGAUAAAGAAGAAAAGAAUGUGACAUACAGUUGGAGUCCACGAGGGGAAGAGGGCAAUGUCCUUCAAAUCUUCCAGACCCCUGACAACCAAGAGGAGACUUACACAUGUACAGCAUGGAACCCCGUCAGCAACAAUUCUGACUCCAUCUCUGCCCAGCAGCUCUGUGCAGACAUCCCAAUGAGCCCCCAUACUCGCCGCACUGGAUUGAUGAGUGGGCUGGCUGUGCUUUCUCUGCUUAUAAUCAUUCUGCCCUCAGUGGUUUUGUUCCUUUUGUGCAAGAGAAGAGAAGGUUCCUUCUUGAAGAAGUUCAGUAAGAACCCUGAUGCUUCCUCAAAGAAAACAAUAUACACAUACAUCACAGUUUCAAGAAACACCCAGCCAGCAGAGUCCAGGAUCUAUGAUGAGAUCCCCCCAUUCAAGGUGCUCCCCACCAAGGAGGAGCCAGUGAACACAAUUUACUCCCUAAUGCAAUACUCUGAUAAGAUGGAGAAAACCAGCAGUAAGGACAGCAAACCUCUUGGGACUUCGAGCUAUGAAAUUGUGAUCUAGGCUCCCAGAUGGAAUUCUCCCCAUGGAAACUGAGCUGCAACCACACAUACUGGCAGAUGACCCAGACCUAGACUUGCUCUGCCCAGAUCUUACCCAAAGAUUACAGAUCACCAGAUUCCAACAUGUAAGCAAAGAAGGAGACACUCUGUUGCUGGGCAUAACUUGUACUGAAAUAGACAAAUGGAUCAUGCCCUUUCUAAGAUGGCUCACUUCCUAACAAAUAACAAGGCAGAUCCCUUGGAACAGUGCUUCCCAUCCUUCUUCACACCGCAGCACAUGGAGAAAAUAAUUUUUAUGAUACAAUGGAAUAAGCAAUCAGGAUUGCUCAUGGCUGGAGGCUGUAUGUGACUGGAGGGGAUGACUCUUCCCAGCAGCCCCAUAUGGGGAGGAUCAACAUUUACACACCUGUAACCUGACAUGACACACCACUUAAGAGCCUCUGUUCACACUCAAUGUAUGGGAGAAGCCCUGGUGCAUGGCCUUACCCAGUCCCCCUGCACCUUGGGCAAGUAAGCCUCUCACUCAAGUACAUGGCUCGAUGUAUAGAGUGUGGACUGCAUUUCAGGCUGUCUGUCCCUUUGCCUGGGAACGUUUGCCCAGGGUGUACCUGGCUGGACCAGCCCAACCCUAUAUCACUGUGUUGCAUGGAAAGAUGUCAGAGAUGUGGGUCUCAGUUGUGCAGACACACUCUUCCAAUGGAGUGUUGGAACACGUUCUUUCUGUAGGGACUAGACUUCUGGGGCAUUUUUCUUCUGACUCCACUUCAGAAACCUCAUAUUUUUUUCUGUCUAAGUUUUACUUCUGUAUCCCUGUGUAAUGGUUCAUUUUGUGUGUCAACUUGAUUAAACAUUAUUCAGGGUGUGAGUGUGAAGGAUCAGAUAAGCAUUUGAACUGAUAGACCUUGUAAAGCAGAUUAAUCCUCCCCUCCAUGUGGGUGGGCAUCACCAAAUCAAUUGAAAAUAUGAAUAGAAAAAAAGGCAGAGUAAGAGAGAAUCUAUUCUCUCUCACUGCCUGACUGUCUUUGAGUUGAGACAUUAGUCUUCUGCCUUGCAUUUGGACUGGAACUUCCACCAUCAGCUUUCCUGGUUCUGAGGCCUUUCAACUCAGACCUCUUCAGCAUGCUUACAGAUCUCAGAAUUUCUCAAUCACUGUAAUCACAUGAGUCAAUUCCUUUAUAGCUAUUUCCUAUAGUUCUGUUUCUCUACAAAACCAACCACCAUACACUCCAAACUGCCUCAUCAUGAAAAAGAAGGCAUCUCCAAUAAAACCAUUCUCCAAAAGGAA